ACUUCCGGGGUUUUGGGCUGUCACGUGCGGGUGACGUCACGCCCACGGCCCGGCGGGGUGUAACCGAAAAGCGGCGGCGGCGGCGUCGGGAUGCUGCUGUCCGUGUCCGAGGAGCAGCGGCGGCACCUGGCGUUCCUGCGGCAGGUCGACGAGUCCGUCGUUGCGGAGUUCGGCCGCAUCGCGCUCGAGUUCCUACGGAGGGGAUCGAACCCGAAGACCUAUGAGGGAGCUGCCAGGAAGCUCGGCGUCUCCAUGGAGACGGUGCGGCGCGCCGUGGAGGGGCUGAUGUUCCUCGUGACGGACAGCGCCAAGCACGCGCUUUCAGAGCGGGACUUCCUGGACUCGGUGUCGCUUCUGGGCUUGGGCGGCGAGCUGAACCACACGCUGCUGCAGCUGUACCUGAAGCACAGCGCGGAGGUGUGCGGCGUCCUGCGGCAGCUGUCCUGCGCCCCGCCCGCCUACCGCGACUUGCACUGGAGGCUGGACGUCCAGCUGGCCAGCCGCGCGGCGCGGCAGCAGCUGAUCCCCCGGCUGACGCUGAGCCUGCGGCGGAGCGGCGGAGCCGGUACCGGAGCGGAGGCGGCGGCAGCGGCGGUGGUGCUGCAGGUGGACGCCGCCACGCUGCUGCGCCUCGUGAGCGCGCUGGAAGACGCCCUGCACGCGGCGCGGAGCGGCCGCGCCCGACGGCUCGCGCGCAGCAUUAAAUGAUCCCCAAAAAGUGCUUUUCUCUGAAGUUUGA
Messenger RNA from Salarias fasciatus (jewelled blenny), 739 nucleotides. It is a transcript of the gene commd2, whose product is annotated as COMM domain containing 2. The record is from RefSeq and is a predicted model, not a curated record. Lineage: Eukaryota; Metazoa; Chordata; Actinopteri; Blenniiformes; Blenniidae. The transcript has 6 exons. The coding region runs from base 91 to 708 and encodes 205 amino acids.